CUCGGUCUUCUUCAGAUUGACCAACCGAGUUAGCGAAGGGCCGAACGAACGAAACGAGGGGAAAUUGGAGGCACGAUGGUGAAGAUACCCAAGCUGAAGACGAAAUCUAAACGAAUGAUUCCUGCUGGAAAUUGCGCCCUAGAGUUGUCCGGCUUGCUCCAAUGUUGGGCUACCACGAGCGACGUCCAUUCGAUGGGCCAAUGUGCGGAGGCUGCUAAGAGCUUGUCCACCUGCAUGAAGUCCGCUAAAACAGUCAAUUCUAAAAAGACUGAUUCAAUCAACUUUCAUUUGGCACGGCUCGGAAAAAACUUUCGAUAACCCACAUAUACACCAACCGAAGCUGGUUCUCUCUCAUCGAUCGUCUUCGUUUGGGCGUCCGGGGGGCUCAAGAAUGGCCCAAGCAAAGAAACUUGUGAAUUGUUCCUGAUCCUCGUUUACAUCGAGAGAAUCCCAGUCGAACAAAUCAAACCUUCCAGCUGCCUCAAUCUUUUUUUUUUGAAGAUUGAUGAUCCACGUGUAUGAUCUCCUGUGGGAUACAUAAUCCAGGCUGAAUCUUGUGUUAAACUUGUACGAUUUCACGCGCUUCAAUUUGAAUAUUCUACCAAAAAAUAUCGGAA
This is a messenger RNA of Puccinia graminis f. sp. tritici CRL 75-36-700-3, 617 nucleotides long. RefSeq lists its product as uncharacterized. The record is from RefSeq and is a predicted model, not a curated record. Gene Ontology annotation, molecular function: structural constituent of ribosome. Gene Ontology annotation, cellular component: mitochondrial small ribosomal subunit. The transcript is spliced from 3 exons. Bases 76 to 318 code for a protein of 80 amino acids. Gene Ontology annotation, biological process: mitochondrial translation. Lineage: Eukaryota; Fungi; Basidiomycota; Pucciniomycetes; Pucciniales; Pucciniaceae.